GUUCAACUAGUAACUAGAAUAGAACCUCAUAAUUAUAUAUUAUGUGAAAAUCAGCUUUGUAGCACUGAUUAUGUUAUUGAGGUUAUGUUUAUUAAAGAAUGAUAGAAUUUGAAACAAAUAACUGAUUAUAAAUUUAGUAAAAAUUACCGUCAUAGAAAAGUAUACGAACGCAUAAAUAAAAUUAUAAAAUCUGCAAAACAAUGGCUGGUAAACAAGGAAGAGAUUUAGCAUUGUCAAUGUUACGAACUUUACCACGAGUAUGUUUAAAUAAUAUUCGAGAUAAUCCUGGUGCAAGAAAGCCUACAAAACGUGGUCGAGGUCAACAUGGUGGAAACCAACAUGGAACUAGCAAAAAGGGUUCAGGUCAUAGGCAAAAUUUUAUGCGCCCAGGGUAUGAAACUGGAAAUAAUCCAUUUUAUCUCAGAUUUAGUCGGGAACCAUAUUACAAAGGACAUCAUUUAAGAAGAGAGUAUCCACCUUUAUCUUUACAACAAUUGCAAAUGUUCAUUGACACAAAUAGAAUAGAUUCAUUGAAACCUAUUGAUCUUGUAUCUUUAAUUAAUACAGGAUUAUAUAAUAUUAAAUUAGAAUGGAAACAUGCAGGUGUUCAUCUUACAGAUGAGGGAGCUGAUAAUUUUAAAGCAAAAGUGAAUAUAGAGGUUCAAUGGGCCAGUGAACCUGUCAUUGCAGCAAUUGAAAAAAAUGGUGGUACUAUUACUACUGCAUAUUACGAUUCUCAUUGCUUAUAUGCAGUAAAAGAUGUAACUAAAUUUUUCAGUACAGGUGAACCAAUACCACGAAGACUGUUACCACCAACAGACUGCUUAGAAUAUUAUACAAGUGCAGCAACAAGAGGAUAUUUAGCAAAUCCUGAGGAGAUUUCUUAUGAACGAUUGGUUUUGGCUCAGAAAUACGGUUAUGAAUUAUCAAAGAUUGAAGAUGAUCCCGAUUAUGAAAUGCUCAUAAAACGUAAAGAUCCCAGACAAUUGUUUUAUGGUCUUGCACCUGGUUGGGUUGUUAGUCUUAAAGAUAAAGCAAUUUUUAAACCCAAAGCUGAAUAUCUUAAGGAAUUUUACUCAAGUUAA
This is a messenger RNA of Habropoda laboriosa, 1085 nucleotides long. RefSeq names its product 39S ribosomal protein L15, mitochondrial (gene mRpL15). Bases 201 to 1085 code for a protein of 294 amino acids. The record is from RefSeq and is a predicted model, not a curated record. The transcript is spliced from 5 exons. Lineage: Eukaryota; Metazoa; Arthropoda; Insecta; Hymenoptera; Apidae. Gene Ontology annotation, biological process: translation. Gene Ontology annotation, cellular component: mitochondrial large ribosomal subunit. Gene Ontology annotation, molecular function: structural constituent of ribosome.